GACAAUCAAUUAAGCUUAAUAUUAAAUUCCAAAGUUAAACAAAAACUCAUAUUCUAAAAAACAACAAAUUAAAAUGGUACGACUCGUGUCAUAUUGGAUUCUUGUUCUUCCCUUUCUCGCUAUCUUUUUCUCCGGAUCAACGAUGGCGGAUCAGAACAAGCAGUGCACAAAAUUAUUCGGAAACUUCAUGCCGUGCAUGCGCUUUUUGAGUAGUAAAAAUCUUGGGGAAUCUCCAACAUUAGAAUGUUGUCAAGGAAUAAGAAAACUGAAUGAAAUAGCUCAAAAAAGUAGAAAAGGUCCAAAGAAAAUAUGUCAAUGCCUUGAAGAUAUGGCUUAUUCUUUGAACAUAAGAUUUGUUUACUCUCAAGUUGCUGCUCUUCCAAAAAAUUGUAAUGUCCACUUGAAUUUCCCAAUUUCUAAUAGCAUGGAUUGCUCCAAGUUGAAUGGUUAAUUUACAAAUUAAAUUAAUAUAAGGUGUUUUUAUAUCCAUCUUUUUCAUGAGUUGGAAUUCAUAUUUUCUCAGUUUAUUUAUAUGUAUGAAAUUGACAAGAAUAAUUGUAAGACUUUUACACAAGUUGUUUUAAUAAAUUUUAAUAAAAGAAAAAUAAAAUCAUAUUAGUUAA
This is a messenger RNA of Mercurialis annua (annual mercury), 623 nucleotides long. RefSeq names its product protein ARABIDOPSIS THALIANA ANTHER 7-like. The record is from RefSeq and is a predicted model, not a curated record. Bases 74 to 451 code for a protein of 125 amino acids. Gene Ontology annotation, biological process: lipid transport. Gene Ontology annotation, cellular component: membrane. NCBI's taxonomy places the organism in Eukaryota, Viridiplantae, Streptophyta, Magnoliopsida, Malpighiales, Euphorbiaceae. Gene Ontology annotation, molecular function: lipid binding. The transcript has 2 exons.